UCAGGGUGGGGUGUUGCGCAUGCACGGUGGCUUUGGCCGUGUAAAUCUCCAUCAGUGUCUGUCUGGAGCGUCCUGCCGCUGCGCCGGAACAAGAGAGAAGAGCCCGUCAUCUGAAACACAGGGGAAAUUUUACCAUUCACCUUCAAGAAUCUCCGCAGGAUUGUCUGGAAACCUUCCUCCAUCGCGUCCGGGUUGUUUUGUGCCGACGGCGGCGGGUGUCAUUGAGCUGCGGGGCGUCGCUUCUCCAAACGCGCAUCGGGAACCAUUACAGCCAUCAGCGCAGAGAUGUCCGGAUACCAGGGCAAGAAGAACAUCCCUCGCAUCACUAGUGACCGACUUCUAAUCAAAGGGGCGAAGAUAGUGAACGAUGAUCAGUCUUUCCAUGCUGACAUCUAUAUGGAGGAUGGAGUCAUCAAGCAAAUCGGUGAAAACCUCAUAGUUCCUGGUGGUGUGAAGACCAUCGACGCUCACGGCAGGAUGCUGAUACCCGGUGGCAUCGACGUUCACACCCGCUUCCAGAUGCCUGACCGGGGAAUGACAGCAGCUGAUGAUUUCUACCAGGGCACACGAGCUGCUCUCGCUGGCGGCACCACCAUGAUCAUCGAUCAUGUGGUCCCAGAACCGGGCGUUAGUCUGAUCGCUGCCUUUAACCAAUGGAGGGAGUGGGCCGACCACAAGUCGUGCUGCGAUUACUCUCUGCAUGUGGACAUCACGGAGUGGCACAAGGGCAUGCAGGAGGAGCUCGAGGCGCUGGUCAAAGAUCACGGCGUCAACUCUUUCCUGGUCUACUUGGCCUACAAGGACAUUUUCCAGCUAAAUGACUCCCAGAUGUAUGAGGUGUUCAGUGCGAUCAGGGACUUGGGAGCCAUCGCUCAGGUGCACGCAGAGAACGGAGACAUCAUUGCUGAGGAGCAGAAGAGGAUUCUGGGAUUGGGCAUCACUGGUCCAGAAGGACACGUUCUGAGCCGCCCAGAAGAGGUGGAGGCCGAGGCUGUGAACCGGGCUGUGACCGUCGCCAAUCAGACCAACUGCCCGCUCUACAUCACCAAAGUGAUGAGCAAGAGCGCCGCUGAUGUCAUCGCACAGGCCAGGAAAAAAGGUACCGUGGUGUACGGGGAACCCAUCUCAGCCAGCCUGGGGACAGACGGCACUCACUACUGGAGCAAGAACUGGGCCAAAGCUGCGGCCUACAUCACAUCUCCACCCCUCAGCCCCGACCCCACCACCCCGGACUAUCUCAACUCCCUGCUGGCCUGUGGAGAUCUCCAGGUGACUGGCAGCGCUCACUGCACCUUCAACACUUCCCAGAGGGCCGUCGGCAAGGAUAAUUUCACCCUCAUCCCGGAGGGAACUAACGGUACAGAGGAGAGAAUGUCCAUCGUCUGGGACAAGUGUGUGGUGACGGGUAAGAUGGAUGAAAACCAGUUUGUGGCCAUGACGAGCACCAACGCCGCCAAGAUCUUCAACCUGUACCCAAGGAAGGGCCGUAUCGCCGUGGGCUCCGAUGCCGACCUGGUGCUCUGGGACCCCGACGCCACCAAAAUCAUCUCUGCCAAGAGCCACCACCUGGCGGUGGAGUACAACAUCUUUGAGGGGAUUGAAGUGCGUGGAGCUCCUCUGGUGGUGAUCAGCCAGGGCAAGAUCGUCCUGGAGGAUGGGAACCUCCACACCACUGAGGGUUCUGGACGCUACAUCACCCGUAAACCCUUUCCUGACUACGUCUACAAGAGGAUAAAGGCUCGCAGCAGGCUUGCUGAGCUGCGUGGAGUCCCACGAGGUCUAUAUGACGGCCCGGUAUGUGAGGUCACUGUGACACCUAAGGUCAUGACCCCUGUUACCUCUGGUAAGACUUCUCCAGUCAAACAGGCUCCUCAACCAGUUCGCAACCUGCAUCAGUCUGGAUUCAGCCUGUCUGGAGCUCAAAUUGACGACAACGUCCCUCGUCGUACCACUCAGCGCAUUGUGGCACCCCCAGGUGGCAGGGCCAACAUUACCAGCCUGGGAUAAAACUAUUUACACACUACAGAGAGAAAAGGAUGGGGUGGGAUGGGGGUUAAAAAAACUUGGGCUUUUCCUCUGGGAUCGGUCCAGCCGUCUGGACUGCAUCCCAACAAGCACACCUCUACUUCCUCCCACACUUCCGUCCAUUCGUCCACCCCUAACACCCAUCCUUUUAACUCUAGUGACCUGUUUUUUGAGUGCGCCUUUCUUAGAUGAAUAAGUUUCAGGAUUACUUGGCAUAGAACUGGGAUAGGUACUGGAAAGUUUGAUUAAACGGCAUACUAGCGUUCUACUAAUUCUUCAGUAUGUGCAUAGCGUGUGUUUUCUCUAUGCAUGGAACGACCUACUGUACUGUGCAGUACGCAUUGCACUGCGUGCUGUAUCCCAUAAUGCAAUGCAACCUUCCAUUUUUCAUGAGACGAAUGAACUGGAAAUAAUAUCAUCUGUUUUCUUUUUGUUAUUUGGUCUGUCUAAAUUAGAUUUUUUUACAUGCAAUGAGAUUAAAAUGGUAAAUUAUUUAUUUCCGCCUUGAUAAAUGUGACGUAAACAUGCAACGCAUGCUUUGAAAAACAAAAUGUUGCUUUUGGCCAAGUGUUCCUGAAAUUUAUCCGGCUAAGCUAGUAAUCGACAUUCAAAGGACAGGAACUACCCAGCUAACAAAAAUAUGUUCUUAGAACGUUUUGCUAACAUUUCCAUUGCGUUAAACAUUCAAAGCAUCCAGUUUUAUCUUGGUUAUGUGAACGUUAGAGAAAACAUAAAGGGAACAUUCCAUUUUAUCGUUUUGCAAAUGUUACUUUUGAAUGUUCUAAACAUUCUAAAAGUAGUAGUAGUAACAGUUAAAAAUGUUAGAAAAACGUUCCAUGGAUGAUGUAUAAAUAAUGUUUAACUUUUGAGAGAAUCUUGCCAGAACGUUCUAAUAACAUUUUGUUAGCUGGGUAGUACAAUCCGUCAUUUGCCGCCAUGUUUUAAUGUUUUUAUUUGUUUGCAUUCUGGAAAAGAACAGCACAAAACGUCCGCCUGUAUCGUUAAGUAUUAAAACGUGCUGUCGCCAUUUUGAUUUGUUAUUUUCCUUGUAGGAAGAGUCGGUGAGUUAUUUAUUGUUUAGGAUUCAAACCACAUUUGUAUUUUACAUUUUGCAAAAGUGUCAACUCUUCCACAGACGCCUGAUUUAUUACAAGUUUUUAGAAUGUUGUUUUAUAAUGAACUUAAUAGUUUGAUUCUUUUUUAUUUCCAUGUAUGUAAUGAUUUCGGUUUCAGGUCAGUGUUUCACCGCUCCCUGAAAUCUCUUCACGUUUGUCUUCCUCACGUUUUUGCACUUGGUUAUUUUCUCAGUAUUAUUUAACUGCAGUUUUGAAGAUGUUUAGAGCAAACAAAAAAGACUAACAGUGGUGUUUUUGGCCGUGGUGCGCAGUCCUGUGGGGUUUUGGUGUGAUUUGAAUUCACUCAUUUUUCGCUGUAAAUGUCAAACUGUCCAUUCCUACUUUGUCCAACAGUUGCACGAAGGGGGUACAUUUAGGAAAAUAAAGGAAAGCUCUCUGAAUGAAUAGCAGAUCGAGAGGGAGCUGCUCUUUUCACCCUUUCAUUUCGGUUUAGGAGGAUGUCGGUUACUAUAGCAACUGUCCCGAUCACUCGGUGCGGAUGCUGAUUAGUUACGACAGCCGUGCCGUGCUGGAGCGUUGCCCCGAUAACCUCUUCACACCGGGGGAUUUAUUUGUGCGGUGGAUCUCGGCAUGAGUUCAACCGUUUCCCUGUGACGUCACAGUCGCUCCACGGGGCAGCUACACACCCCCUCCCGUUUCCGUCCCGCAACAGAACCGACCUUUACCGUGAGGACAUUUUGAAGGUUGCAGUGACUCUGUCUGUCAAACGGAUCGUCCGGCAUGUGUAAGGUUGAUCAGUGUUAUUCUAAAUGAAACGUUAGGUCACAAUGCUUUUCUUACGUUGCAGUUCUGCUUUGU
This is a messenger RNA of Labeo rohita (rohu), 3959 nucleotides long. RefSeq names its product dihydropyrimidinase like 2a (gene dpysl2a). Gene Ontology annotation, molecular function: hydrolase activity, acting on carbon-nitrogen (but not peptide) bonds, in cyclic amides. Gene Ontology annotation, cellular component: cytosol; cytoplasm. The record is from RefSeq and is a predicted model, not a curated record. Bases 286 to 2007 code for a protein of 573 amino acids. Lineage: Eukaryota; Metazoa; Chordata; Actinopteri; Cypriniformes; Cyprinidae. The transcript has 14 exons.